UGUUGCUGGGCGACUGCGAGGCUGCUGCAGCUCCAGCCUGGAUCGCCUCCCUUCCUCCUUCCUCCAUCAUCUCCAUCUCCUCUCCCCCAACUUCUGGGUCAGCCCUCUCUGCUCCCCGGCGACGCGGGCUCUUGAUUUUGAACGAGCUCAGAGCAACCCCACCCCCUUCAUCCUCCAACUGCCCCCCAAAUAAACCAUCUCCUGGGGGGGCCUGAGCAUCCUGACCCAUGGCGCCAUGAAGGGAGAGGCAGGCGAGAUCCCAAGAGACCUUUGCAUCAGGAAUAUGAGAAGUCACAAUUAUUUUAAGCAUGCUAUUGGAAACAGACACUUUGCAGAAGUACCUGUAUAUAUGUUUGAGAGCACCACACAUAAAUAAAUGUUCUUUUUGCAGCAGAUAUUAGCAGUGACAAUUCAAGCCUUACCUGCAAAGUCAACCGUCACAAUAUAUUUUCAGAUGAUGCAUAAUGAAGCCUUGGGAAGGCAACUCCUUCUUGAAUCGACCCAGAUUCAAAGAUGUUGAAGAUAUGGUGUUUAAAUUGGGAAUCUCCUUGUCUUGAGCAGGGAUCUAGCAGACCUGGAAGAGGAAAUCUCUUCAAGCGUAUCACGAAGCAGGAAGGAGAUUUCAUCAGUUUAAAUAACCAAAGUUAAUUCCAGUAUGCUUAAAAGGAAGCAAAGUUCUAGGGUAGAAGCCCAGCCGGUGACAGAUUUUGGUCCAGAUGAAUCUUUAUCAGAUAAUGCAGAUAUUGUGUGGAUUAACAAACCAUGGGUACACUCUUUACUACGAAUCUGUGCCAUCAUCAGUGUAAUUUCUGUAUGUAUGAACACCCCAAAGACCUUUGAGCAUUAUCCUCCUCUUCAAUAUGUGACCUUUGCUCUCGAUACACUACUGAUGUUUCUCUACACAGCAGAAAUGAUUGCAAAGAUGCACAUCCGUGGCAUAGUCAAGAUGGAGUUGGGAAAAGGUUGGAGGUUAACAACACCACAGCCAUUUCAGAUGUUCAAGGGGGAUACCUCCUAUGUGAAGGAUCGCUGGUGUGUGUUCGAUGGAUUCAUGGUUUUUUGUCUCUGGGUGUCAUUAGUUUUACAGGUGUUUGAAAUUGCCGAUAUAGUUGACCAGAUGUCGCCUUGGGGAAUGCUGAGGAUCCCACGGCCACUUAUUAUGAUUCGAGCAUUCAGGAUCUAUUUCCGCUUUGAAUUGCCAAGAACCAGGAUAACUAACAUUUUAAAGCGUUCAGGAGAACAAAUUUGGAGUGUUUCUAUAUUCCUUCUGUUCUUCCUCCUUUUGUAUGGAAUUCUGGGAGUUCAGAUGUUUGGACCUUUCACAUAUCAUUGUGUAACAAAUGAUACAAAGCCAGGAAACAUAACCUGGAACAAUUUGGCAAUCCCAGACACACAUUGUUCAAAAGCAUCAGAAGAAGGUUACCAGUGUCCACCAGGUUUUGAAUGUUUGGACCUUGAAGAAUUGGGAUUGAGCAGGCAAGAGCUGGGCUACAGUGGCUUUAACGAGAUAGGUACAAGCAUAUUUACUGUUUAUGAAGCUGCUUCUCAAGAAGGCUGGGUCUUCCUGAUGUAUCGAGCAAUUGACAGCUUCCCUCGAUGGCGCUCCUACUUCUAUUUCAUCACCUUAAUUUUCUUUCUUGCCUGGCUUGUUAAGAAUGUAUUCAUUGCUGUCAUCAUUGAGACAUUUGCUGAAAUCCGUGUGCAGUUCCAACAAAUGUGGGGAUCCAGAAGCAGUACUACAUCAACAGCUACUACACAGAUGUUUCAUGAAGACGCUACAGGAGGAUGGCAGCUAGUAGAUGUUGAUGUGAAUAAGCCUCAGGGCAGAGCGCCCGCAUGUCUUCAGAGGAUGAUGAGGUCCUCAGUUUUCCAUAUGUUCAUCUUGAGCAUGGUGGCCGUGGAUGUCAUUGUCGCUGCUAGCAAUUAUUAUAAGGGAGAGAAUUUUAAGAGCCAGUAUGAUGAAUUCUACCUAGCCGAGGUUGCAUUUACUGUCCUGUUUGACCUGGAAGCUCUCCUAAAGAUCUGGUGCCUUGGAUUUACUGGAUACAUCAGUUCAUCUCUUCACAAGUUUGAACUGCUGCUCGUUAUUGGAACUACUCUUCAUAUUUAUCCAGACCUCUAUCAUUCACAAUUUACAUAUUUUCAGGUUCUUAGGGUAGUUCGACUUAUAAAGAUUUCUCCUGCCCUGGAAGACUUUGUAUAUAAGAUUUUUGGACCUGGAAAAAAGCUUGGCAGUUUAGUGGUAUUCACUGCAAGCCUAUUAAUUGUAAUGUCAGCAAUCAGUUUGCAGAUGUUCUGCUUUGUGGAAGAACUAGACAGAUUUACAACAUUUCCAAGGGCUUUUAUGUCAAUGUUCCAGAUCCUUACACAAGAAGGAUGGGUGGAUGUCAUGGAUCAGACUCUUAAUGCCGUAGGACAUAUGUGGGCACCUGUUGUUGCUAUCUACUUCAUACUUUAUCAUCUUUUUGCUACCCUGAUUCUGCUGAGUUUGUUUGUUGCUGUUAUUUUGGACAACUUGGAACUUGACGAAGAUCUAAAGAAACUUAAGCAACUGAAACAAAGUGAAGCGAAUGCAGAUACAAAGGAGAAGCUCCCAUUGCGUCUUCGGAUCUUCGAAAAAUUCCCUAACAGACCUCAAAUGGUAAAAAUCUCCAAGCUCCCUUCGGAUUUUACAGUCCCCAAAAUAAGGGAAAGUUUUAUGAAGCAAUUUAUUGAUCGACAGCAGCAAGAUACAAUUUGUUUACUAAGAAGGCUUCCAUCAGCUUCUUCUUCCUCUUGUGACCACUCCAAAAGGCUUGCAAUUGAAGACAACAAAUACAUUGACCAGAAGCUCCGCAAAUCUGUUUUCAGCAUUAGGGCAAGAAACCUUCUGGAAAAGGAGACUGCAAUCAAUAAAAUUCUUAGGGCCUGCACUCGUCAGCGCAUGCUAAGUGGUUCCUUUGAGGGACAGCCUGCGAAAGAAAGAUCAAUUCUGAGUGUCCAGCAUCACAUACGCCAAGAACGCAGAUCACUAAGACAUGGAUCCAAUAGUCAACGAAUCAGCAGAGGAAAAUCUCUUGAAACUUUAACCCAAGAUCAUUCUAACACAGUGAGGUAUAGAAAUGCACAGAGAGAAGACAGUGAGAUAAAAAUGAUCCAGGAGAAGAAAGAACAAGCAGAAAUGAAAAGGAAAGUCCAGGAAGAAGAGUUGCGAGAAAAUCACCCCUAUUUUGACAAGCCUCUUUUCAUAGUUGGCCGUGAACACAGAUUCAGAAAUUUCUGCAGAGUGGUUGUGCGAGCUCGCUUUAAUGCCUCGAAAACAGACCCUGUUACUGGAGCAGUGAAAAAUACCAAAUAUCAUCAACUUUACGAUUUGUUGGGAUUGGUUACUUACCUAGACUGGGUAAUGAUCAUUGUUACUAUAUGCUCCUGCAUUUCAAUGAUGUUUGAAUCUCCCUUUCGAAGAGUGAUGCAUGCACCAACACUUCAGAUUGCUGAAUAUGUUUUUGUAAUAUUCAUGAGUAUUGAACUUAAUUUGAAGAUUAUGGCUGAUGGCUUGUUUUUCACUCCAACGGCAGUCAUAAGAGACUUUGGGGGUGUCAUGGAUAUAUUUAUAUACCUUGUAAGCUUAAUAUUUCUCUGCUGGAUGCCACAUAAUGUUCCUGCUAAAUCAGGAGCUCAGCUCUUAAUGGUGCUCCGGUGUCUCCGACCCCUUCGAAUCUUUAAACUGGUGCCUCAGAUGAGAAAGGUUGUCCGGGAGCUAUUCAGUGGUUUCAAGGAAAUCUUUCUAGUUUCCAUUCUUUUACUGACCUUAAUGCUUGUCUUUGCAAGCUUUGGAGUUCAGCUUUUUGCUGGAAAACUGGCUAAAUGCAAUGAUCCACAUAUCAUUGCCAGGGAAGACUGUCAUGGCAUAUUCCGAAUAAAUGUCAGUGUUUCCAAAAAUCUAAAUUUAAAACUAAGACCUGGUGAAAAAAAGCCUGGAUUUUGGGUGCCACGAGUCUGGGCCAAUCCUCGAAACUUCAACUUUGACAAUGUUGGCAAUGCAAUGCUGGCAUUAUUUGAAGUCCUUUCAUUAAAGGGUUGGGUAGAAGUCAGAGAUGUUAUCAUUCAUCGUGUGGGACCAAUCCAUGGCAUCUAUAUUCAUGUUUUUGUGUUCCUGGGCUGUAUGAUUGGUCUGACACUUUUUGUUGGAGUUGUCAUUGCUAAUUUCAAUGAAAAUAAGGGAACAGCUUUGCUGACUGUUGAUCAGAGGCGAUGGGAAGAUCUAAAGAGCAGACUCAAGAUAGCUCAACCUCUUCACCUCCCACCUCGCCCAGAUAAUGAUGGAUUCCGAGCUAAAAUGUAUGAUAUAACACAGCACCCAUUUUUCAAGAGAACUAUUGCUGUUCUUGUUCUGGCACAAUCUGUGUUGCUGUCUGUUAAGUGGGAUGAUCAAGACCCAGUGACUGGUCCUUUAGCUGCAAUGUCAGUUGUCUUUACCUUCAUUUUUGUUCUUGAGGUUACCAUGAAAAUUAUUGCUAUGUCCCCAGCUGGCUUUUGGCAAAGCAGAAGAAAUCGCUAUGAUCUCUUGGUGACAUCCUUGGGCAUCAUAUGGGUAAUCCUCCAUUUUGCCAUAACUAAUGCCUACACGUAUAUGAUGGGAGCAUGUGUCAUCGUUUUCAGAUUUUUCUCAAUCUGUGGGAAGCAUGUGACCCUGAAGAUGCUGUUGCUGACAGUGGUUGUCAGCAUGUACAAGAGCUUUUUCAUCAUAGUAGGAAUGUUCCUGCUGUUGCUUUGCUAUGCUUUUGCUGGAGUUGUUUUAUUUGGCACUGUAAAAUAUGGAGAGAACAUCAAUAGACAUGCCAACUUUUCAUCAGCUGGUAAGGCCAUUACUGUACUCUUCCGAAUUGUCACCGGAGAAGACUGGAACAAGAUAAUGCAUGACUGCAUGGUUCAGCCUCCUUUUUGUACUCCAGAUAACAGCACAUACUGGAAGACAGAUUGUGGGAACUACGCUGGUGCUCUUAUGUAUUUCUGUUCAUUUUAUGUCAUCAUUGCAUACAUAAUGCUAAAUUUGCUUGUGGCUAUAAUUGUGGAAAAUUUCUCACUGUUCUAUUCUACGGAGGAAGAUCAGCUCUUGAGUUAUAAUGAUCUCAGACAUUUUCAAAUUAUAUGGAACAUGGUUGAUGACAAAAGAGAGGGAGUGAUUCCUACUUUCCGAGUCAAGUUUUUGCUGAGGUUGCUGCGUGGGAGAUUAGAAGUGGAUCUCGAUAAGGACAAACUUUUGUUCAAGCACAUGUGUUAUGAAAUGGAGAGGCUGCAUAAUGGUGGAGAUGUAACCUUCCAUGAUGUACUGAGCAUGCUCUCAUAUAGGUCUGUUGACAUCAGAAAAAGUCUUCAGCUAGAAGAAUUGCUUGCUAGGGAACAAUUGGAAUACACCAUAGAGGAAGAAGUGGCUAAACAGACCAUCCGCAUGUGGUUGAAAAAGUGCUUGAAGCGCAUUAGAGCAAAACAACAACAAUCAUGCAGCAUUAUCCACAGUCUCAGAGAGAGUCAACAACAAGAGCUUAGUCGUUUCCUAAAUCCACCAAGCAUCGAAACAACGCAACCAAGUGAUGAAAUGAAUGCUAACAACCAGGAUAAUGCACAACCUGAGACAAGUAGUCAACAGCAACUUCUUAGUCCAACACUUUCUGACAGAGGUGGAUAUAGGCAAGACUCUACUGAAGCUGGUAAACCUCAACGAAAGUUUGGACAAUGGCGUUUGCCAUCAGCCCCAAAGCCAAUAAGCCACUCGGUGUCUUCAGUCAAUUUACGGUUUGGCAGCCGAACAACUAUGAAGUCUGUUGUGUGCAAGAUGAAUCCCAUGUCAGAUACGGCUUCUUGUGGAUCAGAAGUCAAGAAAUGGUGGACAAGGCAACUCACUGUCGAGAGUGAUGAGAGUGGAGAAGACUUGCUUGAGAUCUGAUGGUUGAGAAAGAUGCCGUUUAAUGCAACACAACUUGAGAAUGAAAUCUAUUUAUCUUGGUUUUUAAAGUGAGGUAGUAACUGGCAGACCAUUUAUAAUAAGAAUAAGCCUUUGAACUGAUGAGUGUGCUUCAACUUGACAGGAAAAAGCAGCUACUAAUUAUUACUGAACCUGAUUUGUACGACAAUGCUGGUUAAUGUACUGGAAAACAGCAAAUGAUUACAAAGUUCAUGAAAAGAAGAGAGCUUGCUGCCUCUGUCUCAAGAAUCAUGAGACCAACCUCUAUCUUUCUGCAGCCUCUCUGUGUCAUAUUCUCAAGCUACUGUUUUAAAUUUCAGGGACCUUGGAAAGCAGUCUGAUGUUUAUUGAUAAAAACUGGUAAACUCCAAAGCUGCCAAUCGACCGAUGUUGAAAAACCUGGCAUGUGAUGGUUAAGUCACACUUGUCAACACUUCUAAAAACAUGGACAAGUCAGGAGAAAUUUAUUUAUAGUGCUUUAGAGAAAUGUUUCCGUGGAAAGGAAACUAACCCAAAUAAAAUAUUUAUAUGGAAAUGUUGCCAAGGUAAGGGUUUCAGUAGCUUGAAGAUUUCAGUUUAGAUAAAAUCAGAGUUGUGCAGCCUGCCAGAUGUUGUUUGAGUUCAACUUCCAAAAGUCCCAGGCAGACUAGCUAAUGGUUAAAAGUACUAGAAGUGGCACUUCAGUAACAUCUGGAAGGCUAUAUGAUUCUCACUCCAGUUUAGACAGACAAGAUUUGCACAUGGUUUAUGUCACAUGGGAUUUAUAUAUGUUCUUGUUUAUAAAUGUCAGUUUGUUGUUUUAAUUUUUUAUGUUAAUUCCACCAUGCCACAUUAUUUUUUUAAAGUUGUUUGCAAUCCACUGACAAAGCUGGAAGAAUGAUCUUAUUGGGCAAAUAGAGCCAGCAUGUCAUUGGUCUAUGACGCUGAAGACUAGAGUUAAAAUCCCCACUUAGCCAUGGAAACCCAUUGGGUGAUCAUGGGCAAGUAACACUCUCUCAGCCUUAGAGGAAAGGCAAACCCCCUCUGAAUAAAUCUUGCCAAGAAAACACCAUGAUAGGUUCACCUUAGAGUUACCAUAAGUCAGAAAUGACUUGAAGGCACACAACAAUAACAAGUGGACAAAAACAAGCCAACAUAUGUGUUCUUAAGAAAUAUAUUUAAGAGGUUUAAUAGAAUUGAUUUGUACACAUUCACAGGCACUAUGAUAUCUUCUGUCCCAGUCAUCACAUUAUUUGCCUAAAAAUAACUGUUGCACAAAGUACCAAAACAGUACAAUUGCUUAUCUCCCCUUUUCCUUCUUCUGCCUCAUCAAUGGUUACUACUUAUGAAUUACUGUACCUGUUGGUCAGCAAGCAAUUCAUUCUAACUGAAAGUCCUUUUUUAAUAUACAGAUUAUGGACUUGCAAAUAUUUGCCUUCCUUUUUUUAUAGCCAAUGUUAGGUAUCUUGUUUUAAAAUAAAAUCAGAAAAAGAUUUAAUUUGGAUUUAAAAUUCAUAUUUAAUUAUUAAUGUAAAGCAUUUAACCAUUGCUCAUCUACUUGCUGAAUGGACUUUACAGUCUCAUCUCUGCUCAUAGCAAUCACAUUAUUGUUGGGACAAGAGGACUCAAAACCCAGAAUUUAUUUCCUUCACCCUUCCGUAUAGCUCCUUCUAAACAUGUUUUUGCUGAGCAUAAUGGCUGUUUUAAAGGAUAUGUGUGAUAUAGAAAUGGCCAUCAUGGAUGCAGUCCUUGGAUGUUUUAUGUGAAGUCCAAUAUCCUUUCUGCAACUGGAGCAGUUCUAGAAAGGGAAUCUAUGUACAGAUACCUGAUUUUGUGCCUGAUCUCCCUUUCUGAAAAUGGGCAACUAUUACUAAAGUGAUUAGACAUCUUCAUCGUUAAGGUAAUUCACUGUGUAAAAGGUUAUCACUGUGUUAUAUUUUUGUAGUGUAUUAAUCACAUAAUGCUAACAUUUCAUUUUAUUUUUUAUAAAUGUGUGAUACAAACUGUUGUUCAGGAUGGCAGGGAGUACAAUGUAUUAGAGAAACAAUAAACAGUUUUAACAUUCAUUUCCCCCUGAUAAAUAUAAAGUCUAUGUAGGGAGUGACAGCAAAGAAACAUCUAGGAUCUCACAGGCAUCAAACAAACUUCAAAAUGCAUCAGAGUACUACAGAGAAAUGCACUUGAAAGAUUUGCUGGAGGGCAGAGUUAAAGAUAUCAAGAGCCUUAAAGGAAAGCCAGAGGGAAACUUGUUCCCAAGUACUGGCUUACUACAACAGCUAAGCUGGAAUUGAGCAAUCUCAAAUGUACCUACCAAAAGGUAUUUUGUUUGACCUGUCCUCCCAAAAGUCAAAGCAGCUAUUGUCCUGUCAAUAGUUUUAUACAGUAUUUGCCAAAUUAACUUACAAAAAGGUUAUUAAAAGCCUCUGUUUACUACCUCUGUUUACUGUCACAUACACAAUGCACACUCAUGAAAUCCUUACCAAAUGGGCGAGUAAAGGCACCAGCAGCUUGUGGUCCAUUUAGGGAUGACCUCCAUUCUGCCUCAGACCAGGGCCCAAACCUGUGUAAAUGUUCUCUUGAGUUUGCACUGAGUUUAAUACAAUUUCUUACUCUUAAGAUUAAAAUUCCCAGAAGGAUGUAAGAGGAUAGUACUAAUAAUAAUAAUAAUAAUAAUAAUAAUAAUAAUGUUUAUUUAUAUACCGCUUUUCC
Molecule: messenger RNA, 8632 nt
Organism: Sceloporus undulatus (fence lizard)
Lineage: Eukaryota; Metazoa; Chordata; Lepidosauria; Squamata; Phrynosomatidae
Gene: NALCN
Product: sodium leak channel, non-selective
Exons: 47
Coding region: 656-5926 (1756 amino acids)
Biological process (GO): monoatomic ion transport; transmembrane transport
Cellular component (GO): membrane
Molecular function (GO): monoatomic cation channel activity
Source: RefSeq, a predicted model, not a curated record